UAAUAAAUAAAUAAAAAUUAUGAUUAAUUUGUUAAAAUUAAUACAUUGCUUACGAUGUGGUCAUCGGCAAUAUUAAGAUUUGUUAGACGUAGAAUAGUUUUAGCUAUAAUUUUUACUUUAUCGUUUACAUAUUGUAUAGUUAGUUUAAUAAGUGAGGGUAAACCAACAUCAAAUUCUGAUGAACCAGAAGUAAUUGUACGUUCAGAACCAUUUAAAUGGCGAACUUUACAAGAACAUAAUUCUACUGUUGAUAUAACACCAUGUCGCAAUUCUGUUCAAGGCAGAGUCUUGAUUGUGGAUGACGAAGGAUAUGUUUGUCAUCGAGCUGAUAUUUUAUCGUCUGGUUGCUGUAAUACGGAAUCUUAUACAACAGUUCAAUAUGCAUGCGAUACCUGCAAAGAAAAUCAUUGCUGUGCUAUUUACGAAUAUUGCAUUUCUUGUUGUUUACAUCCAGAUAAGAAAAUAUUACUUGAAAAAUUUUUGGGUAAAGCGACAAAACAGAAUAAUGUGUUAUUUGCAUCAGUAAAAGAUCAUUUUGAACUAUGCCUUGCCAAAUGUCGUACAAACUCACAAAGUGUCCAACAUGAAAACUCGUAUAGAGAUCCAAGAGCGAAACAUUGUUAUGGUGAAGUUGCACCUAGUGAUGAUGGGAGUGAUAAAACGUGAUAAUAAUUACAAAAGAAAACAAUUCAUAGAAUAUGUUAUAUAUUAUAGGAACCAAAUAUUAAUGAUAUAUAUUUAUUUUAAAAAUGAUUCUAGAAAAUUAUUAAAUAUGACACAAGAAUUGGGUAUUUGACUUGCAACAAGCGGUGAUUUCAAAAUAAUUUAAACAGACGACUCAUCAGACCCUUUCUGGGAAAACAAUAAUCGAUAUUCAAUUGCCAAAAAAAUGUAUUUUGACAUCCGGUAUUCCUUUAACAAAAGUCAAGUAUCCAAUUACAAGUAGAAAAAUAUUUGAAUCUGAAAAAUGUAUUUAAAAAAGUUUGACUAACACUUAUAUUAUUUUUGUAAAUUUGACUCUUCAACUCCCAGUGUCACUUGGGUGAUGUAUAUGAUGUUAAUAAAGCCUAUACAUGUCCGUUUAUUUUAGGAAGCAAAGACAAAAUUCUAACUAUUUGCUCGGCCUAAUGCCAGUGUCACCUGUAGAUGACCCUCCUAUAAAACGAGAGGAAGGCAACUUUUUACUUUAUUUUCUUUUUUACGACUUCAGUAAACGGCUAAGUAAUUGAAAAAUUGCAUUAGAUUGGAUAUGGGAAUUGACGGGUUAAUUAAACAACUCAAUUUAUUCUUUUUUCGAAUAUAAUUAAGUUUUUAAUUAGAAUUUGUGGUCAAUAGAGUGAUUUUUAGAAAAUGUUUUAGUUUUGUGAAUUUUAUUUAAUCAAGAUGUACAAAUAAUAACAAAUCCAUUAUUUGGUUAAAUUCGUCACCCUCAAGGUUCACAUGCUUUUUUACCGUGGAAAAACAAUUUUUGAAAAUACACAAUAGAUAUAAGAGUUUAUAAGCAUAGAGGAAAUGUUAAUUUUGGUAAAAUUAACAUUAUGUGCAUACUCCCUUUCAUAUAAACUUAAGAGGAACACAGCAAUCUGUAGUUACUACCUUUCGACUUUUGCAAAGUUUAUUAAUAACAAUAAAAAAAAACAUUGUUGCCUUUUCUAUAAAUCAAAUAAAAAGGGGCGCACGAAGAAAAUCCGUAAUAUUCAUAUUGAUGUCAUUCUUUGUUUUGAAAUUAAAAAACGUGUAAAAAUUGGAUACUUAAAUCUAACUGGAAAACUUGGAGGCCGAUCGGAUAUUGAAAUAAAUCGGAACUCCUGCCAUUAUACCUCAAAAAAUAAUAUCGAAAAACAUUUCUAUUCAAUGAAAAAACCCGGAUUUUAUACAGAUUUAUUCGCUGUGUAUCCAAAAAAGAAACAAUUGGAAAAAAUUUAUACAUUCUAAAAAUAUCCACUGGUAGACAAUGUCAUUAUGUCAAGUAAUUUAUCAGUUAUAGACGAAUACUCUUGACAUGUGUUCGAAGAUUUUUAAAUGAAAUAAAUUUUAAAAAUAGUUAUGGUCUGAUUAGAUAACAAUAUGGUUCAAUUUUGACAAUAUUGAUUAAUUUUUU
Messenger RNA from Chrysoperla carnea, 2101 nucleotides. RefSeq names its product SREBP regulating gene protein. The coding region runs from base 55 to 666 and encodes 203 amino acids. Gene Ontology annotation, biological process: positive regulation of SREBP signaling pathway. Lineage: Eukaryota; Metazoa; Arthropoda; Insecta; Neuroptera; Chrysopidae. The record is from RefSeq and is a predicted model, not a curated record. The transcript is spliced from 4 exons.